UCAUCUGCUCUGAGUGUGGGGAUGAGUUUACGCUGCAGAGCCAGCUGGCCAUACACAUGGAGGAGCACCGACAGGAGCUGGCCGGCACCCGUGUUCACACCUGCAAGGCCUGCAAGGAGGAGUUUGAGACUUCGCCAGAGCUGAAGGAGCACAUGAAGACUCACUACAAAGUUAGGGUGUCAGGUACAAGGUCUUACAAUCGGAACAUCGACAGAAGUGGGUUCACAUACUCCUGUCCACACUGCGGAAAGACGUUUCAGAAGCCCAGUCAGCUAACUCGGCACAUAAGGAUUCAUACAGGUGAAAGACCCUUCAAAUGCAGUGAAUGUGGAAAAGCUUUUAACCAGAAGGGGGCGCUGCAGACCCACAUGAUUAAGCACACAGGCGAAAAGCCCCACGCCUGUGCCUUUUGUCCUGCUGCCUUCUCCCAGAAAGGGAACCUCCAGUCCCAUGUUCAGAGAGUCCAUUCGGAGGUUAAGAGCGGGCCUACCUAUAACUGCACAGAAUGCAGCUGUGUGUUUAAGAGCUUAGGCAGCUUGAACACCCACAUCAGCAAGAUGCACAUGGGGGGGCCCCCGGGUGCUACAAGCUCUGCAGAGACUGCACACGUCCUAACGGCCACGCUCUUUCAGACUUUGCCUCUGCAGCAGGGAGAAACCCAGGUCUCCUCUGCUUCCAGCCAGCAGAAUUCUCAGACGGUGACUGACGUCAUUCAGCAGCUCCUGGGGCUGUCUGAGCCGGGGACAGUGGAGGCGCGCCAGUCUCCGCAGCCUGGGCAGCAGCUGAGCAUCGCGGUGGGCAUCAACCAGGACAUCCUACAGCAAGCCUUAGAAAACAGUGGGCUGUCUUCACUUCCAGUUGCAGCACCUCCCAGCGACUGCAGCCACACCCAGACGUCCGCAGCACCACCUCGGAGUCCACCUGCCCCCAGUGUCUCCGCUGAGCAAGCGGACCCCACGGACGCCGGGCAGGAAAAGGGGCAGGAAAGCCCUGAGAAGUCAGAUAAGAAAGAGAAAAAAGUUAUGAAGAAGAAAUCGCCCUUUCUACCUGGCUCCGUCCGUGAGGAGAACGGGGUGCGGUGGCACGUGUGUCCUUACUGCACCAAGGAGUUCCGGAAGCCCAGUGACCUUGUGCGUCACAUCCGCAUCCACACGCACGAGAAACCCUUCAAGUGUCCGCAGUGUUUUCGGGCCUUUGCUGUGAAGAGCACUCUGACAGCUCACAUCAAAACCCACACUGGCAUCAAGGCCUUCAAGUGCCAGUGCUGCAUGAAGAGCUUCUCCACCUCAGGGAGCCUCAAGGUGCACAUCCGCCUGCACACAGGAGUUAGACCAUUUGCUUGUCCACACUGUGACAAAAAGUUCCGAACCUCAGGCCAUAGAAAGACUCACGUAGCUUCCCACUUUAAACAUACGGAGUUGAGGAAGAUGAGGCACCAGCGCAAACCCGCUAAGGUCCGUGUCGGCAAGACCAGUGUUCCAGUACCCGACAUUCCUUUGCAAGAGCCCAUUCUUAUAACGGACCUAGGUCUCAUCCAGCCCAUUCCAAGAAACCAGCUUUUCCAAAGUUAUUUCAAUAAUAAUUUUGUUAAUGAAGCAGAUAGACCAUACAAGUGUUUUUACUGUCAUCGAGCAUAUAAAAAGUCUUGCCACCUUAAACAACACAUCAGAUCACAUACGGGUGAAAAGCCUUUUAAGUGCUCUCAGUGUGGAAGAGGCUUUGUUUCUGCAGGUGUGCUCAAGGCGCACGUCCGCACACACACUGGACUGAAGUCUUUCAAGUGUCUGAUCUGUAACGGAGCCUUCACCACUGGCGGGAGCCUACGGCGACACAUGGGCAUACACAACGACCUCCGUCCCUAUAUGUGUCCUUACUGCCAGAAGACAUUCAAGACCUCACUGAACUGCAAAAAGCACAUGAAAACCCACAGAUACGAGCUCGCCCAGCAGCUCCAGCAGCAUCAGCAGGUAGAUGAUGGCACUGUGGACCAGCAGAGCAUGCAGGUAGCAGCGCCCAUGCCGGUGGAGAUGGAGAGCAGUGAGCUGCAGCCCUCAGCUGAGGCAGUCACGGCUGACCCAGAGGCCAUGCUGGACUUGGGGCCACAGCAUGUGGCAGGCACAGAAGACACAGCCCUCGGGCAGCCACUGGCAGAUCCGCCUCUGGAGGCCGAUGAAGAUGGAUUUGCAGCCCCGCAGGACCCUCUCCCAGGACACAUGGACCAGUUUGAAGAGCAGACUCCCACACAGCAGUCCUUCGAGCCAGCGGGACUGUCACAAGGUUUUACAGUGACUGACACGUACAAUCAACAGACUCAGUUUCCACCUGUGCAACAGCUGCAGGAUUCCAGUACACUUGAGUCCCAGGCCCUGUCUACGACGUUCCACCAGCAGACCCUGCUGCAGGUCCCGAGCUCUGACACCAUCAACGUGACAACUCGCUUGCUUCCAGACUCGUCCCAGGAGGAGCUUGACCUACAGUCUCAACGCCCCCAGUUCCUAGAGGACAGUGAGGACCAGAGCAGGCGCUCUUACAGGUGUGACUAUUGCAACAAGGGCUUCAAGAAGUCCAGCCACUUGAAGCAGCACGUGCGCUCGCACACGGGGGAGAAGCCCUAUAAGUGCAAGCUGUGUGGGCGUGGCUUCGUCUCCUCCGGUGUCCUCAAGUCCCACGAGAAGACGCACACAGGAGUGAAGGCGUUCAGCUGCAGCAUCUGUAAUGCUUCGUUCACCACCAACGGCAGCCUCACCCGGCACACGGCCACGCACAUGAGCAUGAAGCCUUACAAGUGUCCGUUCUGUGACGAGGGCUUCCGCACCGCCGUACACUGCAAAAAGCACAUGAAGAGACACCAGGCAGUGCCCCCGGCUACAGCGGCCACUGCGGAGACUGAGGCAGGAGACAUGGGCGCAGACGAAGAGGAAGAGAACUCUGACAGAGGAGCCUCGAGAAAGCCUCGUCCUGAGGUCAUCACUUUCACAGAGGAGGAGACGGCCCAGCUGGCCAAGAUUCGGCCGCAGGAGAGUGCCACGGUGUCGGAGAAGGUCCUGGUGCAGUCAGCGGCCGAGAAGGACCGCGUCAGUGAGAUGAAGGACAAGCAGGCAGAGCUGGAGGCCGAGCCCAAGCAUGCCAACUGCUGCUCAUACUGCCCCAAGAGCUUCAAGAAGCCCAGCGACCUGGUGAGGCAUGUUCGAAUCCAUACUGGAGAAAAGCCGUAUAAAUGUGACGAGUGUGGGAAGAGUUUUACUGUGAAAUCCACCCUCGAUUGCCAUGUGAAGACCCACACAGGUCAGAAGCUGUUCAGCUGCCACGUGUGCAGCAAUGCCUUCUCCACAAAGGGAAGUCUGAAGGUCCACAUGCGCCUGCACACAGGAGCCAAGCCCUUCAAGUGCCCGCACUGUGAGCUGCGCUUCCGCACUUCCGGGCGCAGGAAGACGCAUAUGCAAUUUCAUUAUAAACCAGACCCAAAGAAGACCAGAAAACCCGUGGCGCAGAGCUCGUCGGAAGGACUGCCACCUGCAAACCUCCUCAACUCCUCCUCCCCCGACCCCAGUGUGUUCAUCAUGAACAACUCUGUUCUGACAGGCCAGUUUGAUCAAAACUUGCUUCAGCAGGGGCUGGUGGGCCAAGCCAUCCUGCCCGCCUCAGUGUCAGCUGGCGGGGACUUGACGGUGUCCUUGACAGAUGCAAGCUUGAGUGGCCUGGAGAGCAUCCAGUUACAGCUGGCUGCUAACUUGGUUGGACCCAAUGUUCAGAUCUCCGGAAUCGACGCCCCCAGCAUCAGUAACAUCACACUGCAGAUUGAUCCAAGCAUUUUGCAGCAAACGCUACAGCAGGGCAGCCUGCUUACCCAGCCACUCACAGCGGAGCCUGGCACAGCCUCACAGAGCAGCUCUCUCCCGACCACCACGGACAGCACCGUCCCAGCCAGCGUGGUCAUUCAGCCCAUCUCAGGCCUGUCCUUACAGCCCACGGUGACUUCUGCUAAUCUGACCAUUGGCCCACUGUCUGAGCAGGACUCUGCACUAACCACCAGCUGCAGUGGGACCCAGGACCUCACUCAGGUGAUGACAUCGCAGGGCCUCAUGUCCACCUCCACAGGCCCCCACGAGAUCACCCUGACCAUCAACAACUCGAGCCUCAGCCAGGUCCUGGCCCAGGCCACCGGCCCCACUACCACACCAUCCUCCGGGUCUCCACAAGAGAUUACCCUGACUAUCUCUGAACUUAAUCCCACGAGCGGAAGCCUUCCUUCAACAACGCCCAUGUCUCCAUCAGCCAUCUCCACUCAGAACCUGGUUAUGUCGUCGUCGGGUGUGGGAGGGGAUGCAAGCGUCACAUUGACCCUGGCUGACACUCAAGGUGUGCUGUCGGGCGGCCUGGACACAGUUACCCUGAAUAUCACCUCACAGGGUCAGCAGUUCCCUGCAUUGCUCACAGACUCGUCUCUCUCUGGCCAAGGGGGAGCCGGCUCGCCUCAGGUCAUCUUAGUGAGCCACACCCCUCAGCCACCCUCAGCCACCUGUGAAGAAAUAGCCUACCAGGUGACUGACGUCUCUGCCCACCUGACCCCAAGCAGCCAGCCUGAGAAGGAGAGCCCAGCACACCAGUGCCUGGACUGCGACCGCACCUUCUCGUCAGCUGCAGUGCUGAUGCACCACAGCAAGGAAGUCCACGGCAAGGAGCGCGUCCACGGCUGCCGUGUCUGCAGGAAGGCCUUCAAGCGUGCCACACACCUCAAGGAGCACAUGUUGACGCACCAAGCGGGCCCUUCGCUCAGCUCCCAGAAGCCCCGAGUGUUCAAGUGUGACACGUGUGACAAGGCAUUUGCCAAGCCCAGCCAGCUGGAGCGACACAGCCGUAUUCACACAGGGGAGCGUCCAUUCCACUGCACGCUGUGUGAGAAGGCCUUCAACCAGAAGAGCGCGCUGCAGGUGCACAUGAAGAAGCACACCGGGGAGAGGCCCUACCGCUGUGACUACUGCGUCAUGGGCUUCACGCAGAAGAGCAACAUGAAGCUGCACAUGAAGAGAGCGCACAGCUUCGUGGGAACCUUGCAGGGGGCCACUGUGGUCCAGGAGCAGGAUGGGGAGGAGCUGAGGACCCUCCAUCUGGAAGAAGUGGUUCAAGAGGCAGCGGGCGAGUGGCAGACCCUCACCAAUGUGUUCUGAUGCUGCAGAAGGGGCCUGAGAGCCUUCCUGAAGCUACGUUUAUGAAGAACAGAGCACUUGGAAUUUCUGUCUUAAAGCUUCAAGUGUUAAAAAUCUACCACAUUAGUUUUUUAGCUAUAAAAUUAUCUAAAGAAUCAUUGUCCUUCAGAGACUUCCCGGAAAAAACUGAGAACAAUGUAAAUGCGUAUUGUCACUUGUCUGCAAUCACUGAACUCAGGUACUACAAUAGUCUCUUCCUUCUUCUCCAUGGCCAGUGUACCAGUUAACAGGAAAUUAACUGGAUCUUGUGAUCAUUGUAGUGUGAUUUCUUUGUAUUAGCAAAGACAGAGUUAACAUGGAAAAAGUAUGUGAGAUCUCCCUUUAUGCUUUCUGUUAUAAGAAGCAUCGCUUACAGAACACGCAAGGCAGGUGCGUGCAGUUCCAAAACAGUGUCAUUACACACAGGGAUGUUUGUCCACUUCGUAUUCUUUAUUUUGAAAAUUAGUGGUAGUCUACUCUUUUUAUCCCACCUUAAGUUAUACAACGGAUGCCUUGAGAGAUGGCUGGCCCAUUCUCUCUGUAUCACAGACGUCUCGUCUCUAGUUAGAGGAACGCAGGACCUGGGGUGCCAGCAGGUGGGGUGGAGGCUGACCUUCCACACAGACAGUGUCAUGCUGGCUGCACUUGUGUGUCCAGGCCCGUUGGUUAGAUCACUGUAGAAGGCAGGCCUGUGCCACGAGCAGGAAGUGGCAGGUGUCUCCUGUCCAUUUCAGCAAACAAGUUUAUCUGUAGUUUGAGGGUGAGGACACGCAGGAGCCCCUCAACCUUCUCCUCGUGCACAAAGAGGUGUUUUCACUUCAGGGAAUUCGUAGCUGUCGUCAACAGCGCCACAUGAGGCACGGACGUCCCAAACCAAAUCCCUCCCGUGCUGGGCACCGUGUGCACCGUGCCCACGGCGUUCCAAAGAUGGAAGGUUCUCCAGUGGGUGUUAAUUCCCUUGAAACUAUUUAUAUGUCCUAUAUGUAAAUACAUGUGUACAUAGACAAGUCCAUGGGCCUCCAUGUGGCUGAGCAGUAUAUUUUGUAAAUAGAAGCACUAGUCCCCAUCACGAGCGCACUCAGAUCGAUGUGUGUUCAUUUUAAAUAAAUGGAUAUCUUUUUCACUGUAACAUAAAGCUGGGUUCUAUUUUUUUUCUGAAAAAUAAUUGCCUUUAUUUUCUCUCAUUGCCGCCUUGGUUUCAUAAGAGAGCAGUUUUAUUAUAAGUGUUGUAAUGACCUUGUCCAUUAGGAGGACACCUUUCAGGUUCCUAAAGAAGGAGACAUUUCACUGUUACUUGGAAAGGACAUCUUUUGAUUUUGUUGUCCACUUUGGGCACCUGUAUAUAUUACUGAUGGUGACAUGAAAACU
This is a messenger RNA of Castor canadensis (American beaver), 6554 nucleotides long. The record is from RefSeq and is a predicted model, not a curated record. NCBI's taxonomy places the organism in Eukaryota, Metazoa, Chordata, Mammalia, Rodentia, Castoridae.